AUGUUUAAUAACGCCAUCAUCUCCUUCCUCCAGCUAUGGCUCGCGACGCUUGCCUUUGCUGCUCCCAUCGCUGAUGAUGCCAUCAGCGCGACCUCUGCUAAGCCCUGGCACUACGGUACUGGUGGUGGAAUCAUUGGAUUCAUUGUUUUAGUGCUUGACAUUCUCGUCUGGAUCGAGGUUCUCCAGUCCAACCGCCCCGUUUCCCACAAGAUUCUCUGGUGUCUCGUUGUCUUCCUUUUCCCCAUCGUCGGAAUGCUCGUUUAUUACCUAUUCUCCAACCGCCAGGCUCACAUGCGAAGCGGAGGCUACGAGCCGGUCCCUUAG
This is a messenger RNA of Fusarium venenatum, 324 nucleotides long. RefSeq lists its product as uncharacterized. The record is from RefSeq and is a predicted model, not a curated record. Lineage: Eukaryota; Fungi; Ascomycota; Sordariomycetes; Hypocreales; Nectriaceae.